Culex quinquefasciatus (southern house mosquito) is the source of this 494-nucleotide messenger RNA. Its product is annotated as larval cuticle protein F1. Bases 76 to 396 code for a protein of 106 amino acids. Lineage: Eukaryota; Metazoa; Arthropoda; Insecta; Diptera; Culicidae. The record is from RefSeq and is a predicted model, not a curated record. The transcript has 2 exons.
AGUUCCAAUCGAACCCAAAGCAACAACGAGAAGUUCAGUCCCGCCGCGCUUCAAUCAACCGCAAUUUCAAUCAAGAUGUUCGCCAAAGUUGUGAUCUGCCUGGUCGUGUGCGCCACCCUGACGUCGGCCGCCGUUCUGCCCCUGGCCGCUGCCCCGCUGGCCGCCGGAGUUGUCGCCCCGUACGCCACCUCGUACAACGCGCACACCGUGAACCACAACAUUGCGGCGCCGUACGUGGCGGCGGCCGCUCCCCUGGCCACCGCCCGGUACGUGGCCGCCCCGGUUGCUGCUCCCGUGGCCGCCAGAUACGUUGCUGCGGCACCAGCUGCCCCGGUGGCGUACGCUGCUGCCUCCCCGUACGCGGUCUCCCCGUACAGCUACCCGUACCUGUUCUAAGGAAAAAAUAAUGGGAGCUCUUGAAGGAGCGCUCUACUAGUCAAUGGUGAUGAUGCUGGACAAUAGCUGUUAUGAAUAAGAAAUCUUGUUGAAAUUUA